This is a messenger RNA of Arabis nemorensis, 1137 nucleotides long. The record is from the annotation of a GenBank genome assembly. Lineage: Eukaryota; Viridiplantae; Streptophyta; Magnoliopsida; Brassicales; Brassicaceae.
AUGGUGAGUGGUUGUGUUGAUCCUUCUGUGCCAAUUCCUCCACCUGUUCCAUCAAAAGCUUAUGGACACCAGAAAAGAUACGGCAUGGAGGAUGCUGCAGCACCAGGACUCGUAAGACAUAACUGCGUUUCAACAGCAACAAGAGAUAUGUGGGAUCGUCUCUUCAACGAUGGAUACAAAGCUGAUGUUGUCAUUUACACAGAUAAUGGCGACACCAUCUAUGCUCAUGCCAAUAUAAUUGGAACUGCUUCUCCUGUGAUCAAAGGCAUGUUGAAGCAAGCCAAAAGACAUGGCAAGUGGCAUACAAUCUCAAUCCGUGGUGUUCCUCAUGACGCUGUGCGAGUUUUUAUCCGUUUUCUCUACUCUUCUUGCUAUGAGAAUGAAGAAAUGAAUCAGUUUAUCAUGCAUUUGCUACUUCUGUCGCACGCGUAUGUGGUUCCUCAGCUGAAACGGCUCUGUGAAUGGCAUCUAGAACAUGGUUUGAUUAACACUGAGAAUGUAAUCGAUGUGUUCCAGCUUUCGCUGCUGUGUGACUUCCCACGGCUUAGCGUCAUAUCUCAUCGUAUGAUCAUGAAACACUUUAAGGAGGUUUAUGCAACAGAAGCAUGGAUAGCUAUGAAGAAAAGCCAUCCUUUUCUCGAGAAAGAACUUAGAGAUUCUGUGAUCAUCGAAGAAAAUAUGCGAAAAGACAGGAUCAGAAAACGCAACGAGCAGAGGAUAUAUUCGCAGCUAUACGAAGCAAUGGAAGCUCUUGUUCAUAUAUGCAGAGACGGAUGUAAAACAAUAGGACCACACGAUAAAGAUUUCAAACCGAACCACGCAACGUGUAACUAUGAAGCUUGCAAGGGAUUAGAAUCAUUAAUUCGGCAUUUCGCAGGAUGUAAGCCUAGAGUUCCAGGUGGUUGCGUACACUGCAAGAGAAUGUGGCAACUCCUUGAAUUGCAUUCACGUGUUUGCGCUGAUUCUGAUCAAUGUCGAGUCCCUCUUUGCAGGAUCUUAAAGGAGAAGAUGGAGAAACAGAGCAAGAAAGAUGAAGUUAGAUGGAAACUUUUGGUGAAGAAUGUGUUAGGGACGAAGAAAAUCGGAGGCUCUCCUUUCUUUUUACCGGUGACUAGCUCUUACUCCUCCGUGUCUUAA